Amoebophrya sp. A120 is the source of this 2580-nucleotide messenger RNA. The record is from the annotation of a GenBank genome assembly. NCBI's taxonomy places the organism in Eukaryota, Dinophyceae, Syndiniales, Amoebophryaceae.
AUUUCCCUAGUAUGGUAGAAAAACAAAAGCACCGUCCACAUCGUGGCAAAUGAUGCAACUUGCCACUCGACGUAGACUUCGUACAUGACUAUUUUCACUCUCGUCGUACAUUACAAAGUCGUCCCUAAUAUCUCCGGGCAUUCGUGCAAUGGUUUUUUGCCAUCGCAAAUUACUGAUUCCACCACCGUCCAUUGUACUGAAAACGAAUAUGAAUAUGAAAAACGCACGCAUCGAAAAUGUGGAAACAGCCACUCAUCUUCUAUUUGCCCGUUUCAAAAAUAAAUCUACAUUCGUUAAUUUCGACGUUGUUUCCAACCAUUUACAACGAACUUCCAGACCAACGAGUUGGAAAAAGUUCUAGGUUUUUUCCGUCCUGCGUUGUUGGAAAAAAGAAAAACGUCAUAAAAAUCUAGGCUAGUCUCAACACAGCGACAGUCGUCAGCAUCAAAGCAAGCCAGACUUGACAAUGACAGCGAUGGAGUUGGUGACCCAGUCUCGCACAUCUUGCGAAGAAGAGGCUGCGGAUUGGGCGGCGCGUGGUUGGAAGCAUGUGGACGGAUACAACGCUGAGGACCCCUCCACCUGGCACUUGGCCGGCUGGAAGACCUACGAGCGCAAAGAGGAGGACGAUGAAACGGAGCAUGGUAAGGUAAAAUCUGCCGAACAAGAACCGGAACCGGAUUCCCUGUGCUGCACUUUCGCUUCCGCCACCACGGAUGUCGAGGCCGCCCUGGCGUCCACGUUGUUGGCCUUAGAGCAGGAGAAAGAGGAGAAAAAGAAGUACGACAGCAACUUCGACUGCUUUUACGGCUCUUACAACGACUUCUACGCGCCCCAGGAUUACGACGACCUCUACCAGUACUCGUGGAAUAACAACAAGUACGGCUAUGACUUUUGGAACUGGGACGAAGAGCACCACAACAAGGACAACCAGUACAACUGGUGGAAUGAGGACGACGAGAGCAGCGCCAACGCUUCCGCGGCCAGUGAAGAGCACUACGAUCCGGAAAAUCCGAACACCUGGCACCUGAACGGCUGGCGGUGGACCAUGCAGAAGGACGCCGAGUGCGACGCGCAUCAAGAACAAGCACCGGUCGAGCAAGAUGACGAGGACCAGCUCGACGCGGAAGAUGACAGUGAUGACUGGUCCGGCUUCAUGUCCGCAAACAAGUUCUUCUGGGAACAGGACGACGACGAAAACGAGCAGCAGGAGAACACAAAGUGGGGCGGACACAGCUACAAGUACAACGUCGAAUCCUCGACCCAGACCGACAACGUCGAGCAGUGCAUCGACAUCACUGACGAUGAAAAUAAAUCCUCGGACGACCAAGAAUAUCCAGUGCAAAAAUAUCGCGCUCACCCUUGUUGUGCUUAUUGGUUUGGAAUUCAAUACUAAUACAGAUAGAAAUAGUGCAUGAGUAUGAGAAAUCCAUCUUCAUCUUCUUUUCCAGUUGAAAGCUUUGAUGAUCUGGUAACCAAAGCCGCUUUGGUUACCAGAUCAUCGCGCUUUGGCAAAGCGCGCGCAAGCGCUCCUCGAUUUAAAGCUAACUUGUCAUGAAAAUUCUUUGUUCGUGUUCAGUUCCUUUCCAGCUCUGCUCUAGUAGUGCGGUACUUUUGCCAUGCAUUAGCAAAACGUCAUGACGAUCGAGCAACUCGCAGACUGGCUGUCCGCCGGCUGGAAAUUCCACAGUGAAGACCGCAGCUGUGACGAGAGUGAAUCGUUUGACGGAAAAAAUGCUGACAGCACAACCCGCGUGGCGACGUCUCAGGAACUGGCCGACUGGCUUGCUGCUGGCUGGAAGUUUUACAAAAACGAGGAAGACUACGAGCCCGCGGAGGCCUCGGACGUCGCGGAGUGGCUCAGCAAUGGCUGGAAGUUCUACAGCAAGAAGAUGAAGGAAGACGAUGAGCAGCAGCCGGAGGAGGAGAAGGAUGCCGCGUGGACGACCGACGAAGAUGAGUACCACUACAAGAACGAGCAGCGCGAGGACGACUACUACCACAGCUCCUGGUCCUGGUCGGCUGAACCGGACAGCGCGCACUUCGACUGGUGGAACAGCAGCGCCAGCAGCGACUACAAGAAAUCUCACACGUACUUUUGCGAUGCGGAAAGCCAGACCUUCCACGAGCCCACCGAGGAGGAGAUUGCGGAUUGGGAGCAAACCGGCGCGCAAUGGUACAAGGACGUUGCGGAAGCCACCUACGGCGAGCCCCCGAAAUCCGACACCGAGCGCGCGGAUUGGGAGUGCGUGGGGUGGAAAUUCUAUGACGAAUGGGAAGCCGCUGGCUGGAAAUUUUUCGAAGACAAAAAUGCUGAUGAAGGUACUACUCGUAUUCUUUUUUUUCCGAUGAAUUUAAUUGAUAUUGAAAUAACUCUUUUAGAUAAUAGAUACACAGCCUUUGGCCAUACCCAUAUGUCGAGGGGAAAAAUGCGAAACGAAAAGAAAAUGAAAAACAAGAAGCCUUUCCGUUACAACAGACGACGACUUUAUCUUCUGCGAGGAAGCCCCGGAAGACGACGAAGCUGAGGAAUUCGAGCUGCUCGAUGACGACGAGCUGGCCUACUGCUCCGCCGCCUAG